AUGGCGAUGCUGUGCGCAACUUGUUUUUUAGCUGCGUCAUCGCUCAAGUACAUCAGUUACCCGUGGCUGGGUGGGUUUUUGUGCUUUGGCAUGGCUGUUGCUGGGAUCGCCUAUUUGCGAAUAUGCCACUUUCCUCCAGCUGCUAUUCGUGGACAAGACUUUUUCGGCGCAGUCUCAAUGAGUUUUUUUGUUGCUGCCUUUCUUCUCAUAUCGGCUUGGAUUGGGUGGCAAGGCAUAAGCGACAGCGCUUGGAGCUUAUCGACUCGAAGUCGCUUGGCAAUCAGCAAUGGCGCGGUCUAUCAGUAUGUAUAUGACAAUGAGUCAUGGGAUUAUCAGAACGACUGUGGCAUAAACGGAACCAACAUCAGUCUUCCAGAAAACAUAACAGCAGAGGCGACCGCAGCCAUCGAAUCCGCAUGCAAGAAGUCAGAAACAGUUUGGUUUCUGCAGUGGUCCGCACCCUGCGCCCUAGGAAUCUGUAACGCUAUCCUUGCUGCAGUCUGCUGGGUGUUUUCCCAGGCGGCAGCUGGCCUCGAAUUUGAUCCUGAGGGCGAUGCGCAACAUGUCAAGAAAGUACUCAAGGUCUGCACUUCCUUAAUUGUUCUCAUGCUGGGAAUGAUGUACAGUGCUCAGUAUGUAUCUGGUGCAGAUGUCACGGUGAGCUCGGCUUUGCUUGCUUUGGGAGCUGGGUCCAUGGUGGGAAUUCUCCUCUUCAUGUUGCUCGAGUUUGGCUUCGAAAGGCUUCACCAAAGCACUUCUCAAGAUCCAUUUGCAAAAAGCUUGGUCUCAAUAUUCAAGUCUGAUUGGAUGAAGGCCUUAGUAGUUGGCGGACUGAACGUGUUCAUCCCCAUCUUUGCCAUGCUGGACAGACUUCGGAAAAAAGUACGGAGAAGCACUGGCCUGGCCAAAAGAGGUGAUGAGGAUUAUGUGGAUCCAUUUACCACCGAAGGUCGUCGAGUUGUCAAGGAGAUGAGCACGUGGGCUUGGUGCAGCAUUUUUCUAAAGAUAGACCUGCUGGGCGAGCUGUUUGUUGCCAUCAUUGUUGGCAUGAAGCUUACAAAUGUUUUCUUCUCAUGGUUGAAUGAGACACUGGCUGCAGCGCAACUGUCAUUUGUGGUGCUGUCAGUCUUGGUGCUUGCCGUCGCGCUGGUGAUGUUUUUGUGCCCAAUUGUUCCAGGCAGUGCUGUGUAUUUGUUUGCCGGUGUGAUAUUUGGUGCGCAGUCACAGCUUGAGGGUUCAGUCGGAUUUCCUUUGGGUGUCAUCGCAGCAUCUUGUAUAAGCUCAACUGCGAAGAUGAUCGCCUGCUGCCUGCAGUACGGCAUGGGCUUUUUGAUGGGCAAGUCAGUCAAGGUACAACAAUUCGUCGGCGUCGACAAAGUCCCAACACGGGCAAUGGAACAGAUUCUAAAGCAAAAUGGUUUGAAGAUCGAUAAAGUGGCGAUACUGGUAGCGGGUCCUGAUUGGCCGACCAGCGUUCUGUGUGGCAUCCUUCACUUGAAGAUACCUCAGAUGCUUCUGGGAACCACACCUGUCAUACUCGUCAGCAUUGUGCCUCAGGUUCUGGUGGGUGCUCUUCUCACGCUCACAGAUGGUAGCUCUGGCAUCAUGGGGAUGGUUUCCAGCUUCGUUACCCUUGCUGCUGGUGUUGUUCAAGCGCUUGCCAUGUGCUUUUUCAGCUACAGGAUCAUGAUGGUCAUUGAGGAGGAUGGGCCGGCGCUUGCCGCACCACGUGCUGAGCAUGCAGCCGUUGCCGAGCUCACGCGCAAGGAGUCAGAAUAUGUUGCGGCUUUGCAGAAUGCCAGCUCAUGGCCAAACAUGAGCAGAGGUCAGAAACUGCUGGUAUUUGCUUCAGCCCUUUGCUUGCUGGUGGCAGGGUUCGUUUUCGCUGCAGACUACUCACUUACGGAGAAGUUUUGCUUCAGAAGCUUUAGCAUCACCAGCAAAAUUGCGUCCCCGGUCGAAGCCGGGGGCUUGAACAGCAACGUAAUGAAUUUGGUGAUGAUGGCAGGUUGGGCAGCUCUCGGCGUUGCAUUUGCUGGAUUCGUACUGCACAUAAGUGCUUCCAAGUGGCUCGGCCAGGUUGCGCGAUCUCAUCUCAGCAGCACCUCGGCCGCUCCCUCAACCAUCGGAAAGCCUCUCAAAAGAGACACGGAGUAA
This is a messenger RNA of Symbiodinium pilosum, 2157 nucleotides long. The record is from the annotation of a GenBank genome assembly. NCBI's taxonomy places the organism in Eukaryota, Dinophyceae, Suessiales, Symbiodiniaceae.